Messenger RNA from Knipowitschia caucasica, 714 nucleotides. The record is from the annotation of a GenBank genome assembly. NCBI's taxonomy places the organism in Eukaryota, Metazoa, Chordata, Actinopteri, Gobiiformes, Gobiidae.
AUGGUGCUGCUGUCCACGUGGUGCUACUGUCCACCAUGUGGACUGUCCACCUUGUGUCCACAUGGGGCUGCUGUCCACAUGGUGCUACUGUUCACAUGGUGCUGCUGUUCACAGGGUGCUGCUGUCCACAUGGUGCUGCUGUCCACAUGGUGCUACUGUCCACAUGGUGCUGCUGUCCACAUGGUGCUGCUGUCCACAUGGUGCUGCUGUCCACAUGGUGCUGCUGUCCACAUGGUGCUGCUGUUCACAGGGUGCUGCUGUUCACAUGGUGCUGCUGUCCACAUGGUGCUGCUGUCCACGUGGUGCUACUGUCCACCAUGUGGACUGUCCACCUUGUGUCCACAUGGUGCUGCUGUCCACAUGGUGCUGCUGUCCACAUGGUGCUACUGUCCACAUGGUGCUGCUGUCCACAUGGUGCUGCUGUCCACCAUGUGGACUGUCCACCUUGUGUCCACAUGGUGCUGCUGUCCACAUGGUGCUACUGUCCACAUGGUGCUGCUGUCCACAUGGUGCUACUGUCCACAUGGUGCUGCUGUCCACAUGGUGCUACUGUCCACAUGGUGCUACUGUCCACAUGGUGCUGCUGUCCACAUAGUGCUACUGUCCACAUGGUGCUGCUGUCCACAUGGUGCUACUGUCCACAUGGUGCUGCUGUCCACAUGGUGCUACUGUCCACAUGGUGCUGCUGUCCACAUGGUGCUGCUGUCCACAUAG